Cucurbita maxima (winter squash) is the source of this 438-nucleotide messenger RNA. Its product is annotated as protein EPIDERMAL PATTERNING FACTOR 1. NCBI's taxonomy places the organism in Eukaryota, Viridiplantae, Streptophyta, Magnoliopsida, Cucurbitales, Cucurbitaceae. The transcript is spliced from 3 exons. The record is from RefSeq and is a predicted model, not a curated record. Gene Ontology annotation, biological process: guard cell differentiation; stomatal complex development. Bases 22 to 378 code for a protein of 118 amino acids.
CUUUUGCAUUAUCGAGCAACAAUGAAGAAAUUUUCUAUUGUAGCUCACAUGUCUCUACUUCUUGGAAUUUUCUUCAUCAUACUAAUGAUUGGUAGAAGUCUUGAUGUAACAACUCACUGGGAUAACAUGAGCUUCAGUGCAGAAGAUGCUCACAGAACAGAUGGCAGUUUAAGGCAAGAGGAGGAAAAGGCUAAAGAAGUACUUGGUAUGGAGUUAUACCCUACAGGAUCCAGCCUCCCAGACUGCUCCCAUGCAUGUGGACCAUGUUUUCCGUGCAAAAGGGUGAUGGUGAGCUUCAAAUGCUCUGUUGCGGAGUCAUGUCCAACUGUCUACAGAUGCAUGUGUAAAGGGAAAUAUUAUCAUGUACCAUCCAAUUGAAUUGAGCAAAAACUCAAUCUGGAGGAAUUUGCAGCAAAGAAAAAAGCAAUUAAUGUUUGA